Molecule: messenger RNA, 4548 nt
Organism: Arthroderma uncinatum
Lineage: Eukaryota; Fungi; Ascomycota; Eurotiomycetes; Onygenales; Arthrodermataceae
Product: multidrug resistance-associated protein 13
Exons: 4
Coding region: 1-4548 (1515 amino acids)
Biological process (GO): transmembrane transport
Cellular component (GO): membrane
Molecular function (GO): ATP hydrolysis activity; ATP binding; ABC-type transporter activity
Source: RefSeq, a predicted model, not a curated record
AUGGCAUACUAUUCUGUACAUAGAGUAGUGCUAAAUAAGUCUCUUGCAAUUGGAGUUGCUGGAACUUGCCUCACAGCGCUGGCAUCUCUCCCAGCUAUUGCGGCCAUUAUUUCUCGAUACCGUCUGAAAAAGAAGAGUGACCUUUACCAAUCUUUAAGCCAACUAUAUCAUGAUCAAGAUGGUGUUGCAACCGAAGAAUCGUCCGAAGCAUUCUCGGAUAGGUUCCAGCGGACCUUGAUCGCAUUGGUUUCACUGAUAGGUGUUUUGACAUCUUUGGUGAUUGCAGUGCUUGAUACUGAUGGCCACGGCGGCCACAGCCAUCAGCCAGUUCUAGCACAGUGGCUUGUUUUUGCAAUUUGGGGCAUGCUUCUAACCCAAGCUACUGCACUAACUGUAGAGCCGUUUUCAACGAAGAGAUAUGACUUGGGCAUGUUCUCGCUCCCUCGUCGGCCCGACGUGUAUAAGGAUGGGAAACUUGUGGAUCAGCAAUUUACUCGCACUCUCUUCGGCCGUGUUUCAUUCAUUUGGGCCGGCCCUUUACUUCAAUUCGCGAUCAAAAACCGAAGGCUGGAAGUUGAUGACCUUCCAGCGCUAGACCAUGCAACUCGCUCACGUACCUUGCGGGAGGUUUUCGAUAAGGCAAGAAAGAAGGGCGAAAAGCUCUGGAGGACACUGAUUCGAAUCUACGCUUUCCCGCUGAUGUCCCAGGCCUUCUUGGUUACCUGUUCAGCAUCCUUGAGCUUUGUCCCACAGUACUGCCUACUUAAAAUUCUACGUUCUCUUGAGCAGCGCGGCACCAAUUUGUGGGAUCCUGUGGAGGCUUGGAUCUGGGUGUUUGCACUUGGUGGCUCUACCCUUCUUGCGUCAACGAUUGAGUCUUGGUUAUUUUGGCUAUCUCAAUACCAACUGGGUAUUCCAGUUUAUGAACAGCUUUCCGCUGUGGUUUUCGCGAAGUCGAUGAGACGGAAGGAUGUCAAAGGUGCACAAAAGGCUGACGAGACAGCUGAGCCGGGAAGUAGUGCAAUGCCAGAUGACGACGAAGAUGCGAAAAAGACAAGACAAGCCACCAUCAACCAUGUUGCAGUGGACGCUAAUCGAGUUGCGGACUUCGCAGCCUACAAUUGUUUUGUCAUCCUCAUUAUUGUCAAAGUUACCAUCACCGUUAUAUUCCUCAGCAACUUGAUAGGCUGGAAAGCUCUAUGCUCCGGGCUACUUGUAUCGUUGCUUAUAACACCCCUAAACAUAUACACGGCCGGGAAAUAUACCAUUUCGCAAAAGGCGCUGAUGAAACACCGUGACCGGAAAAUGGGAGUGAUUUCGGAGGCACUUCAAGGUAUUCGCCAAAUCAAAUUUUCUGCCAUAGAGCACCAGUGGGAACAAAAGAUAUUUGACGUCAGGGAAGCCGAGCUAAAGGCACAGUGGCAAGCCUUCAUAUACGAUAUCCUCCUGAUAACUAUCUGGAUUAUCGGGCCUGUCAUGCUUUCUGCUGUCUCCCUAGGAGUAUACACUUUAUUAUACGGCGCGCUUUCCGCAUCUGUGGCCUUCACAACAAUCUCUGUAUUCACAUCCAUGGAAUUUUCCCUGGCAGUUUUACCAGAAUUGAUCGCCGAUUUCAUUGAGGCAUUCGUCAGCACAGGCCGUAUUGGGAAAUAUCUCGAAUCUGCAGAAAGGGUCCAGACGACUAUACCCGGAGACUAUAUCUCUUUUGAAAAAGCGACUGUGGCGUGGCCUGCCGAAGAGCUAGAUGAUGGUAGCGAAAGGUUCAUGCUGCAGGACCUAGCUCUCGAUUUUCCUUCCAAAGCACUAAGCAUUAUCUCUGGUAAGACAGGCUCUGGAAAGAGUCUGCUUCUUGCAGCCAUCCUCGGUGAAGCUGACAUCAUCGACGGGACUAUUCGUGCACCCGUAGCGCCACCAGUUGAAGAGAGAUUUGAUGAUAAGGCUACAAAGGCGAACUGGAUAAUCGACUCGGCUAUUGCGUUCGUGGCCCAAGUACCAUGGAUUGAAAACGCCUCUAUCAAAGAUAAUAUAUUAUUCGGACUUCCUCUUGACGAGGAGAGAUAUGGAAAGGUUAUAUUUGCUUGCGCGCUAGAGAAAGAUUUUGAAAUGCUUCCUGAUGGCGAACUUACGGACAUAGGCGCAAACGGAAUCAACCUAAGCGGUGGCCAAAAAUGGAGAAUAUCGUUUGCACGAGCGUUAUACUCUCGUGCUGGAAUUCUGAUUAUGGACGACAUAUUUAGUGCUCUCGAUGCGCAUACUGGACGGCAUUUGCACAUCCAUGCUCUAACCGGAGAACUAUGUCAAGGGAGGACUAGAAUCCUUGUUACCCACCAUGUUGGCCUCUGUCUACCACAAGCAGAUUACGCUGUCCACCUCGAGCAUGGUGUAAUCAAAUACGCUGGGUCUUUGGCCGAGCUACAACGAACAGGGAAACUCAGCGAAAUUCUUGCUGAAGAAGCAGAUGAAGUAGAGACGAGUAAAGCUUCCAAUCAGGUCCAACCCAAGGCCCCCCUAAAGCCAACCACACAAGUAGACUCUGCUGGUGUGCAGGGUCAGAAGAAGGAACCUCCGAAAAAAUUUCAGCAGGCAGAGGGCCGUGAGGUUGGUGCUGUUAAACUAGAGAACUACUUGAAAUAUCUCCAAAGUGGAGGAGGGUUGCCCUACUGGGCAAUGGUAAUGUUCUUUUUUGUCCUCUAUUCGGCUUUGGCGGUCUUCCGUUCGUGGUGGAUUAGUAUUUGGACGAGGUCUACCCAAAAUACCCCUGAGCAAAAACUAGAUAUUAUGUUUCACGUCGUCAACCACGUAUCAACCCCCAAAGCACCCUCCUCGGAUACACUAUGGUAUUAUCUUGGAAUCUAUGUUGCCUUAUCUAUUCUAUCGUGCGUGAUUGGGACCCUCAGAUACGCCACUUUCCUAUGGGCUGCAAUUCGAGCAUCACGAAACCUAUUCCGAAAGCUCACGUAUACUAUCCUUCGAACUCCUUUACGCUGGCUCGAUACCGUCCCUGUUGGUAGAAUCUUGAACCGGUUUACUGCAGAUUUCAACCAGAUCGACUCUCGACUUCCGUAUGACUUUUCAAGUCUGCUAUACAACGUCUUACAGAUACUUGGCAUUAUAGCCGCCGGUGUCCUCGUUUCGCCCAUGCUAAUAAUCUUUGCGUCAACCUUGCUGUUGAUAUGCUUCUACUACUCAAAUCGCUUCCUUCAGGGUGCUCGUGAGAUCAAACGUCUGGAGAGUAACGCCAAAAGUCCAAUAUUCGAGCAAUUCGGGUCUGCGCUAAUAGGGCUCGGCACAAUCCGUGCCUUCGGUAAAGGGCAAGCUUACGUCGAACGCAUGUACGGAAAAAUUGACUGCCACGCGAAGGCUUAUUGGAACCUGUGGCUAUUUAACAGAUGGCUUGGUUUCCGCAUGAGUGCCAUCGGGGCUAUUUUUGCCACUGCUACCGCAGCCUUCAUUGUAUCCCUUAAAGGAAUUGAUGCCUCUCUUGCUGGAUUUGCUCUUAGCUUUGCUCUGCAGUAUACCGCUGCAGUAACCUGGACGCUACGCAAAUAUGCCAACGUCGAGUUGGAGAUGAAUGCAGCGGAGAGAGUAUUCGAGUAUUCCAACCUUGAGAUCGAAAACCAGGAAGGCUUGGAUGCACCUGCUGGAUGGCCAACGGAAGGUCACCUUGAGGUAUCAGACCUUGUUGUUAGCUAUGCUCCAGAACUACCCCCCGUUUUGAAAGGACUAUCUUUUACCGUCGAGAAGAAUCAGCGGGUUGGCGUGGUUGGUAGGACUGGGGCGGGCAAGUCAUCUCUAACCCUAGCACUGUUUCGUUUCUUAGAGGCCCGAUCAGGAUCUAUUCAUAUAGAUGGUAUUGAUGUUUCAAAGAUCAAAUUGGCACAUCUCCGAAGCCGCCUUGCCAUUAUACCACAGGACCCAGUUCUAUUUUCAGGAACCAUUCGCUCAAACUUAGAUCCGUUCAACGAAUAUUCCGACUCUGAGCUCCAGAAUGCCUUAGAACGUGUUCAUUUAGUUCCAUCCGCAGACCAGAUCUCUUCAUCCUCUUCCGUUGCCAAUGCACCUGUGGUAUCAGAGGAAUCAGGCUCGAGUACCCCGACUGCAGUUGGAACCGAUUCUGCAAGCAGCACCAUGGCGAGCAAAGGCGGCAUAAACACCAAUAUCUUCAAGAGUUUAAAUUCAAACAUAUCGGAAGGUGGCCUUAACCUUUCUCAAGGUCAACGCCAAUUACUAUGCCUAGCACGAGCCAUUGUGUCUCGCCCAAAGAUCAUGGUUCUCGACGAGGCCACCUCCGCCGUCGAUAUGGACACGGAUGCCCUUAUCCAGCAAUCAAUCCGCUCCGAGUUUGGUCGUAACUCAACUACGUUACUCGUCAUUGCCCAUCGCUUAAGUACUAUUGCAGACUUUGAUCGUAUUCUGGUUUUGGAUGCUGGAAAGGCCGUGGAGUUCGGCGAACCGAAGGAAUUGAUGAGUAUCGAAAAUGGUGUGUUCAAAGGGUUGGUGGAAAAUAGCGGAGAGAGAGAGACUUUGGAGAAUAUUAUUUUGAACUAA